Molecule: messenger RNA, 922 nt
Organism: Cicer arietinum (chickpea)
Lineage: Eukaryota; Viridiplantae; Streptophyta; Magnoliopsida; Fabales; Fabaceae
Product: photosystem I reaction center subunit III, chloroplastic
Biological process (GO): photosynthesis
Cellular component (GO): photosystem I reaction center; chloroplast thylakoid membrane; photosystem I
Source: RefSeq, a predicted model, not a curated record
CAAUUUCAAUCUCAAUCUCAAAACACCCUUCCUCCAAUUUCACAAAAAUGUCUCUUACAAUUCCAACUAACCUCUCCAAACCCAUCACAACCCUAAGACCCAAACUCACCCAAAAACCUAAACAUUCAUCCACCAUAAUCCACUGCAGCACAAAUCAAGAAUCAAAUUCAAAUUCAAAUUCAAAUCUAAAAGCAUUCUCAGCAGCUUUAGCACUCUCAUCAAUCCUAAUCUCAUCACCACUCCCUGCAACAGCCGAUAUCUCCGGCCUAACACCAUGCAAAGAAUCAAAACAAUUCGCGAAACGCGAAAAACAACAAAUAAAAAAACUGGAAUCAUCACUGAAACUGUACGGUCCAGAUAGCGCUCCGGCGCUAGCGAUAAAAGCGACGGUUGAGAAAACGAAGAGAAGGUUCGAGAACUAUGGGAAACAGGGUUUGUUGUGUGGUGCGGAUGGGUUACCGCAUUUGAUAGUGAGCGGAGAUCAGAGACAUUGGGGUGAGUUUAUUACGCCUGGGGUUUUGUUCCUGUACAUCGCGGGUUGGAUUGGAUGGGUGGGUCGUAGUUACUUGAUUGCUAUUAGAGAUGAAAAGAAACCCACUCAGAAAGAGAUUAUUAUUGAUGUUCCACUUGCUUCUAGAUUGGUUUUUAGAGGCUUCAGUUGGCCUAUUGCUGCUUAUAGAGAGUUCUUGAAUGGUGAACUCAUUGCCAAGGAUGUUUAGUUUCUUUUUUUCCUUCCCACAACAAGACAACAAAGGAUGAUACUGGUCAUAGAUGAAGGAAGGGUGCUUUUAUUGUUCACUUAUGUUGAUCUUUGGGAUACAAUAUUUAUUUAUGCGCUUAUAUUGUAAAUUUGAAUUAGUUAAUGUAAUGUGUGUGAACCGCAAUCAGACUGAUAUGAGUUUUUGUUCGUUUGUCACUUCAA